Messenger RNA from Phytophthora nicotianae INRA-310, 1089 nucleotides. RefSeq lists its product as hypothetical. Lineage: Eukaryota; Oomycota; Peronosporomycetes; Peronosporales; Peronosporaceae. The record is from RefSeq and is a predicted model, not a curated record. The transcript has 3 exons. The coding region runs from base 1 to 1089 and encodes 362 amino acids.
AUGGUGGUUGAUGUGGAUCCUUUCGCAGACUUCGAAAGCUCAAGUGGCUCUGUCCAUUACCAAGUCAGCUCUCCAGCGGAUAGCUGCCCCAUAUUCAACUAUGUACGCCAAUCAUCCACCGUUCUCCGUAAAGUUCGUCUCGGUCAGCGACUGGAUACUGCGCUGAAUUGUAAAUCACUGCCAAGAUUUCCUUUGAAGCAGUAUCCCGAUCCAGAAUGUUCAGUGCGAAGAAAAAAUGUAGAGCUUGUGGGCACUGCUCCAGCUGCUCCUAUUUGUUUUCGCCGAGACCGACACCUUGACCCAUUGCCGGUCAACCGUGUUCGACCGCUCCAAGUCGCAGAUAGCUUGUCGACCUCGAAGAGUACUCCUCAUAAACGAUACUUGCUCCCAUCCACCGACAUACUGAAGAACUACGAUGAGCUCGAUCCCCUCCAAAAUUCUUCGUCUGAGGACAACAAUACAGGUUCUGAGGAAACUGCAAGGGCAUCAAACUCGCCACCUGAUCAACACAAUGCGGCUCUGAUUAUUGCCCGAUUUUUUCGUAGUGUUUGCCGACUGGAUAGUGCAGUUGAUCGAGCACGUGACGUUUUAUGUCGGCGCUGGCGAGAGCAACACCCCGAUAAGUAUCGAACACCACUAUUUGAGCUGACAAAUAAUGAACAACUUCGGGUUUUACAGCUCUACAAUCCUCACCUUUAUGGCUCCCAGCAUCCUGCAUCGCCGCUUGCGACGACCUCGACGUCAAUGAGACUGGCACGGGUUCCUCAAAUGGAACAACACAAGCGAACACGGCAACUGGAAAUACUGGCGAGGAUGAACAGAGAAACACAACUGCUGAACGAAACAAGUAGGCAGAAGACCCAAGCACCUAUUAGUACAACGGCAAUACUUCACAAAGCCUACCAGCGCCAGCCACUAGCAUUCCAGGAGCGGCCGAAAACUGUGCUUGGUCGUGAAAGGCUGCAGCAAGCUCACGAUUUGGUAAUGUAUUCACGAACUCCACCGAGUUUCCGCUAUAAGACCACGCCACAAUCCCGCCUCCAGGUGACCCAUACCCUCAAAAGCGUGUCGACACUGAGGCCUUUGUGA